Molecule: messenger RNA, 1465 nt
Organism: Cataglyphis hispanica
Lineage: Eukaryota; Metazoa; Arthropoda; Insecta; Hymenoptera; Formicidae
Gene: Ogg1
Product: N-glycosylase/DNA lyase
Exons: 3
Coding region: 244-1278 (344 amino acids)
Biological process (GO): base-excision repair; nucleotide-excision repair; base-excision repair, AP site formation
Cellular component (GO): nucleus
Molecular function (GO): damaged DNA binding; 8-oxo-7,8-dihydroguanine DNA N-glycosylase activity
Source: RefSeq, a predicted model, not a curated record
GAGCGCAUAGUCGCUUGGAGAUCUAUAAUAUAUGUCACGUGAACUAUAUAUUUUCAGACGGAUUUCAAAUCUAUGCGCUCAAUGCGUGAAACGGAACGCAUCCAAGGACUUUACGCGAUACAAUUUGUCUUUUUGUUGCUCGCAAUUGAUAUAUUGAAUCUUUUGUUUAAAUAAUACACAUAGGUAAUGAUAUGUAAUAAUAUUAAAUAAAAAUGAAAUUCAGCAAUAUUUGUCAUUCGUUAAAUGGCUAAGUUUGCGCGAGGUUACAUGAAGAUCGCAUCACAUAACGCGAUGUAUGAAACGCAAGUAAAACAGGGAAGUAUUCCUUGUUUACAUACGGAGUUGAAUCUUGCUCUCACCUUGCAUGGUGGUCAAAGUUUUAGAUGGACUGAUUGUGACGAUGGAUAUAAAGGUAUCUUUGAUGGAUGCGUUUGGACUUUAUCUCAAAAUGAUACUCAUCUAUUAUAUACCGUACAAGGACAAUUAAAGAAUUCUGUGCAUUAUGAUAAUAUUUUGUCUGAAUAUCUUAGGUUAUCAAUAUCAUUGAAGGAACAUUAUAAAAAGUGGGCGGAAACAGAUAAACAUUUCCAGAAAUGUUUAGAUGAAAGUAAUGCUGUGCGAAUACUAAAGCAAGAUGUUGUAGAGACUUUAUUCUCAUUUAUAUGUAGCUCUAAUAAUAAUAUAUCGAGGAUAUCAAACAUGGUUGAAAAAUUGUGUUCGUUAUUUGGUCAGAAAAUAUGCUCAAUUGACAAUAGAGAAUAUUAUGAUUUUCCAACAAUAGAAGCCUUGAAGGAAAAAAACGUAGAGAGUAUACUAAAAAGGGAAAAAUUUGGUUAUCGUGCUGCAUAUAUUGUUAAUACAGCGGAACGUUUAUCGACAUUGGGAGGAAAAAAAUGGCUUUUAAAUCUACAAAAAGAAAAUAAUAUAUCUUAUCAAACUGCUAGAGAACAACUGAUGACUUUGCCAGGAAUCGGUCCCAAAGUUGCCGAUUGUAUAUGUCUAAUGUCAUUAGGCCACUUAGAUGCUAUACCUGUCGAUACUCAUAUCUUUCAAAUAGCACAGGCAAAUUAUUUACCAUACUUGAGAAAACAGAAAACGGUUACCCCAAAAAUUCACACUGAAGUUAGUAAUUAUUUACGAGGAUUAUGGGGCCCAUUAGCUGGAUGGGCCCAAGCUAUUGUAUUUUCUGCAAAAAUUAAUAGCAAAUCUAAAUUAAUCGGAAAACGAAAACGUGGAAACGAAAAUUUUAUACAAGCAAAAGUUCUUAAGGAUAAAUAAUGCUUUUUUAACAAUAGAUUUCGAAAAUUAAUAAAGAUAUUGACCGAGUGUGUCGAUUUUAAUUAUACUUUUAAUAUGUAAGAAAUUGCAUGUCAUCAUUUUCUUGAAUUAGAGAGUAAUUAUCUUUAAUAAUCUCUCGUAUGGACUAAGAAAUAUUUAAAAAAUCAUUUCUUAUAAUAAAAAAAUA